CCCUUUGUGGAACUAAGAGUAAAAAGUACAGUAAGGCAGAGAGUCUCUAGAGGGCACAGUGUCAAGCUUCUCCACCCCUUAUGAGUAGACGGAUGGACAGAUGGACGGAUGGUUGGACAGACAGGGCAGAUGAUGGCUGCUCAGUCCCAGGAUGGAUCUAAGGUCAAUGUCUUCUGUAGGCCUGACCCACCCUGACCAGACAGUAUAAACUCAGGGCAGAUGCCCUGGAGAAAUCACUCGGACGUCCCAGGGACCCAGGAUUUCAGCUAUAACCAAAGGAGCACCAGUAGUUUGGCUGAGAGAGAGCACGACAAAGUGUGCUUGCACUGAGGCCACACAGCUGGUGACCUGGCUGGGCUGAGGAUCAUCUAUAUAGUACUUUGCUACUCAAAGUGUGGCCAGGGACCAGCGGUGUUCAUAUCACUUGGUUGCAUGUUUGAAAUGCAGUCUCAGGUUCCAGCCCAGACCUUGGGAACCAGAACUGGCAGGUGAUUUAUAUGUUUCCUGGAGAGUGAGAAAAACCCCAUGGCAAGAUACUACAUAAUUAAGGAUGCGGAUCAGAAGGCUCUAUACUUAAGAGGCGACCAGCUCCUGGUGGGAGAUCCCAGUGCGGACAAUUGCUGUGCAGAGAAGAUCUGCAUACUUCCCAACAGAGGCCUGGACCGCACCAAAGUCCCCAUCUUCCUGGGGAUCCAGGGAGGCCGUCGCUGCCUAGCCUGUGUGGAGACAGGAGAGGGGCCUACCCUGCAGCUGGAGGAUGUGAACAUCGAGGACCUGUACAAGGGUGGUGAAGAGGCCACACGCUUCACCUUCUUCCAGAGAAGCUUGGGCUCAGCCUUCAGGCUUGAGGCCGCUGCCUGGCCUGGCUGGUUUCUCUGUGGCCCAGCUGAGCCCCAGCAGCCAGUACAACUUGUCAAGGAGAGUGAGCCACUGGCCCGCACUGAGUUCUACUUUGAACAGAGUCGGUAGGGAGGCAGGAGGCUGAGUUCCAGGCUGAUCCCCCAAAGCAACCUCCUCCUGCUCAGGAUCUGUGUGGUAGGCAGAAUAACACCCCCAAAGAUGUCCACAUCCUAACCCUCAGAAUCUGUGAAUGCUUUACCUCACAAGGCAAAAGGACUUGGCAAACGUGAUUAAGGUAAGGGUCUUGAGAUGGGGAGACCAUCCUGGAUUAUCCCAGUGGGCCCAGUGUAACCACAAGGGACCUCACGAGAGUGAGACAGGAGGAUGAGAGCCAGAGACUAGAAAAUGCUAUGCUGCUAAUUUCAAAUGUAGUGAAUGGGGGCUACCAGCCAGUGAAUGCUGGUGGUUUCCAGAAGCUGGAAAAGGCAAGGGAAAGGAUUCUUCCCUAGAGCUUCUAGGAGAAACAAUUGAAUUUUAGUCCAGUGAAACCCAUUUCAGACAUCGGACCUCCAGAACUGUAAAAUAAUAAAUGUGUGUUGCUUUAAGCCACCAAAU
This is a messenger RNA of Mustela erminea (ermine), 1455 nucleotides long. It is a transcript of the gene IL38, whose product is annotated as interleukin 1 family member 10. The transcript is spliced from 8 exons. Gene Ontology annotation, molecular function: interleukin-1 receptor binding; cytokine activity. The record is from RefSeq and is a predicted model, not a curated record. Bases 526 to 969 code for a protein of 147 amino acids. NCBI's taxonomy places the organism in Eukaryota, Metazoa, Chordata, Mammalia, Carnivora, Mustelidae. Gene Ontology annotation, biological process: cytokine-mediated signaling pathway; inflammatory response to antigenic stimulus; positive regulation of gene expression.